CUUCUGGUCCUCGGAGCAGCGAGCAGCGCUGAGGAAGACAGCCCUCCUCUGCAGUCCACCCAGGCCCACCCUGACGCCGGCCCUCCUCAGUGGUGCCCCAGGCCGGCCGAGACAUGAGGCUGGCCCAGGCCCUGCUGCCCCUGCUCCUGCAGGCCUGGUGGGUGGCCGCCCAGGACAUCCCUGAGACCGCGAGGGCCAUUGCCUUCCAAGACUGCCCCGUGGACCUGUUCUUUGUGCUGGACACCUCUGAGAGUGUGGCCCUGCGGCUGAAGCCCUACGGGGCCCUGGUGGACAAGGUGAAGUCCUUCACCAAGCGCUUCAUCGACAACCUGAGAGACAGGUACUACCGGUGUGACCGCAACCUGGUGUGGAACGCGGGCGCCCUGCACUACAGCGACGAGGUGGAGAUCAUCCGCGGGCUCACACGCAUGCCCAGCGGGCGCGAUGAGCUCAAGGCCAGCGUGGACGCUGUCAAGUACUUCGGCAAGGGCACCUACACUGACUGCGCCAUCAAGAAGGGGCUGGAGGAGCUGCUCAUCGGGGGCUCCCACCUGAAGGAGAACAAGUACCUGAUCGUGGUGACCGAUGGGCACCCACUGGAGGGCUACAAGGAGCCGUGUGGGGGCCUGGAGGACGCCGUGAAUGAGGCCAAACACCUGGGCAUCAAGGUCUUCUCCGUGGCCAUCACGCCCGACCACCUGGAGCCGCGACUGAGCAUCAUCGCCACCGACCACACGUACCGGCGCAACUUCACCGCGGCAGACUGGGGACAGAGCCGCGGCGCGGAGGAGGCCAUCAGUCAGACCAUUGACACCAUCGUGGACAUGAUAGUGAGCGGGUAUGAGGGAGAACGAGGCAAGCCAGGCCUCCCAGGAGAGAAGGGAGAAGCCGGAGACCCUGGAAGACCCGGGGACCUCGGGCCAGUCGGGUACCAGGGGAUGAAGGGAGAGAAAGGGAGCCGUGGGGAGAAGGGCUCCAGGGGACCCAAGGGCUACAAGGGUGAGAAAGGCAAGCGAGGCAUUGACGGAGUGGACGGAAUGAAGGGGGAGACGGGGUACCCAGGCCUUCCAGGGUGCAAGGGCUCGCCAGGGUUUGAUGGCGCCCAAGGCCCCCCCGGCCCCAAGGGAGACGCCGGCGCCUUUGGCCUGAAGGGAGAGAAGGGUGCACCUGGAGCGGAUGGGGAGGCUGGGAGACCCGGAAACUCAGGGCCACCGGGAGACGAGGGUGAGCCUGGAGAGCCUGGUCCCCCUGGAGAGAAAGGAGAGGCUGGUGACGAGGGGAACACAGGACCGGACGGCCCCCCCGGAGAGAGGGGUGGCCCUGGAGAAAGAGGACCUCGGGGGACCCCAGGCAUGCGGGGGCCAAGAGGAGACCCAGGUGAAGCUGGACCCCAAGGAGACCAAGGGAGAGAAGGCCCCGCAGGCGUCCCUGGAGACCCGGGUGAGCCUGGCCCCGUCGGACCUAAAGGAUACCGAGGUGACGAGGGUCCCCCAGGGUCUGAGGGUCUCAGAGGAGCCCCAGGACCCGCUGGCCCCCCUGGAGACCCGGGGCUGAUGGGCCAAAGGGGAGAAGACGGCCCCCCCGGAAACGGCACCGAGGGCUUCCCCGGCUUCCCCGGCUACCCAGGCAGCAGGGGCCCCCCUGGGCUGAACGGCACCAAAGGCUACCCCGGCCUCAAGGGGGACGAGGGUGAAGCUGGGGACCCUGGCGAGGAUAACAACGACAUCGCACCUCGCGGCGUCAAAGGGGCAAAGGGGCACCGAGGCCCCGAGGGCCCGCAGGGACCUCCAGGAAGCACAGGACCCCCCGGGCCAGACGAAUGUGAGAUUUUGGACAUCAUCAUGAAGAUGUGCUCCUGCUGCGAGUGCAAGUGUGGCCCCAUCGACAUCCUCUUCGUGCUGGACAGCUCCGAGAGCAUCGGCCUGCAGAACUUUGAGAUCGCCAAGGACUUCAUCAUCAAGGUCAUUGACCGGCUGAGCAGGGACGAGCUGGUCAAGUUUGAGCCCGGGCAGUCGCACGCUGGCGUCGUGCAGUACAGCCACAACCAGAUGCAGGAGCACGUGGACCUGCGCAGCCCCAACAUCCGCAAUGCCCAGGAGUUCAAGGAAGCCGUCAAGAAGCUGCAGUGGAUGGCGGGCGGCACCUUUACAGGCGAGGCCCUGCAGUACACCCGGGACCGGCUGCUGCCGCCCACCCAGAAUGACCGCAUCGCCCUGGUCAUCACCGAUGGACGCUCGGACACCCAGAGGGAUACCACUCCACUCAGCGUGCUCUGUGGCCCCGACAUCCAGGUGGUCUCUGUGGGCAUCAAGGACGUGUUUGGCUUUGUCGCGAGCUCUGACCAGCUCAACGUCAUUUCCUGCCAAGGCCUGUCGUCCCCGGGCCGGCCGGGCAUCUCCCUGGAGAAGGAAAACUAUGCAGAGCUGCUGGACGAUGCCUUCCUGAAGAACAUCACGGCCCAGAUAUGCAUAGACAAGAAGUGUCCAGACUACACCUGCCCAGUCACCUUCUCCGCCCCGGCCGACAUCACCAUCCUGCUGGACGGCUCGGCCAGCGUGGGCAGCCACAACUUCGACACCACCAGGCACUUCGCCAAGCGCCUGGCAGAGCGCUUCCUGUCCGCCGGCCGGGCGGACCCCUCACAGGACGUGCGGGUGGCGGUGGUACAGUAUAGCGGCCCUGGCCAGCAGAGGCCUGGGCGGGGCGCACUGCAGUUUCUGCAGAACUACACCGUGCUGGCCAGCGUGGUGGACGGCAUGGAUUUCUUCAAUGAUGCCACCGAUGUCAACGAUGCCCUGAGCUACGUCACACGCUUCUACCGUGAGGCCUCCUCGGGAGCCGCCAAGAAGAAGGUGCUGCUGUUCUCGGACGGCAACUCGCAGGGGGCCACGGCGGCGGCCAUCGAGAAGGCCGUGCAAGAGGCCCAGCGGGCGGGCAUCGAGGUCUUUGUGGUGGUGGUGGGUCACCAGGUCAAUGAGCCCCACAUCCGCGUGCUGGUCACUGGCAAGACGGCCGAGUACGACGUGGCCUUCGGAGAGCGCCACCUGUUUCGCGUGCCCAGCUACCAGGCCCUGCUGCGUGGUGUCUUCUACCAGACAGUGUCUAGGAAGGUGGCGCAGGGCUAGGGCAUGGGCACGGCAGGCCUCUCCGCAUGCCCCCCAGAGCCAGCAGGAAGAGCCGGACCGAGUCAUCCUGGCCACCACAGGGAGACGUCCAGGGGAGACGGGGCUCUGCCGUCACCGGGCCCCCGAGCUGGGCCUGGGCCUCCACAGCUUGCUCGGGUGGUGUCGGUCACCCCCUCCCUCGGCCGCGCAGGCCUCCCUUCCCCUCCUGGCUGUGUCCGUCCCGCUGGCCUCCUUCCUCCCCAGAUGACCGCUGGUGUCCUCUAAGUCCCACAGAAGGUCUUCUUCCGCCCGCACCCACACUCGGUCCUGGUGGCCCUGCCCCUCGCCCCGGGGGUGUUGCACUGUGAGUUCCUUCUGCAGAUUCUCCAGCACCACCCCCAAGGGGUCGCCUCCCCCUAACCAGGUGCCCCAGCGACCCGGGCAGACCCCGGCCCUGGCCCUCGGGCCGUGAAGCUCAGGACGGCAAAGCACUGGGCUGUUCUGAGGACAGAGGUGCUGCCUGCAGGGCCACUGAGCAGAGCCGGUCGAGCCGAGGAGUGCCCCAAGGACAGCCCAGGCCCUCCUCAGUCAUGCCGCACCGGUGGCCUGUCCCCCCUCAGCUGGCCUGUCCUCUCCAAGUUUCCCAUGUGGCCUGCCCCCCUAGGCUGGCCUGUCCUUUUCCUGUUUCCCUGGGCCCUGCCCCAGGCCGUGAUCUCUGCUAAUAAAGGUCUCCACUCCUCUCUG
Messenger RNA from Ictidomys tridecemlineatus (thirteen-lined ground squirrel), 3848 nucleotides. NCBI's taxonomy places the organism in Eukaryota, Metazoa, Chordata, Mammalia, Rodentia, Sciuridae. The record is from RefSeq and is a predicted model, not a curated record.